AUGGGCAAUCAUCAUAGCACCAGAAAUAACCCGCCAAAUUUUCAUUCUUCGAAGAAUCCAAAAAAACAAAACAACAAACAGCAGCGACACUCUACCGGCGAUUGUAGUGCAACAAUAACAACAAAUUCUUGCAAGAAUGUAAAAGUUCAAGCAACAUCAUUAUCGGCUGCUUCUGUUGGACAACAUCAUCCACUGGUGAAACCUUUGGCUUUGAAUUUACUUCAACAACAACAACAACAAAAUGUUGGUUCGGGAGAUUGUAAGCAGUCGAGUAGUUGGCAAUAUCAGCACUUGAUGAGGGAAGAUUCGAGAAGAUCGACCGUAACAGAGAAUGAAGGAAGUUUUUCUCUUGGUAAUAAUGGUCGUCAAUUGUUGGUCGAUUUUCAUGCUAGUGCCAAGACUCCACGUCACGUAAGAACUAUUAUUGAUGAUGAAGAGGAUGAUAACAUUGAAGAAUCGUUUGUAAUGAUGAGAUCUGGAAUGAUUUAUUCACAUGAUGCUGAUAAUGGAGAACAAUGUGAGAAUCCGCAGGCUUCUCCUUCCUCAGUAAGAACUGCCAACAUACCAAUUCAUUCACACAUCCACACACAAUUACCGACCUCUCCUGUUUCACCUCAUUCUGAUAAGAAAGCUUCCUCCAUGCCAAACCUUGGUGUUAAUUCUCCAUCUCCUAAGAAAAAGCAAGCUCUCAAAUUGCUUGCCAAAAUCAAGAACAAAUUCCAUCACACCAAUAGUGAACGAACAAGUCCUACUGCCUUACAACCUUCCUUGUCAGACAGUGCUCUUUCUUCUCGUUCUGCUGCCUCUUGUAAUAACAUUCAACAACAAUUAUCGAGUUCUUCCCUUUUAAAGAUUGAUUCCCAUCGUUCUAUACAAUCCUAUGCUACAACUAAUUCCAACAAUAAUUCAUCUGCCACCUUGGUUACUAAUGGUCAACCAAACCAUAAACCAUUGAAAAUGAACGAAGAUGGUGAGUAUGUUGAUGAAGAUACAUACUCUAAUAGUAGCAGUGAGAGCUUGGACGUCUCUGAUAGCGAGCAUGGAGACGACGAGGAUUACAUUGAACAAUUUAUUCAAGGUACUAUGGUACAAACCAUUGAUGAUUCCAUUUCCUACCUUAAAAAUUCAAUGAGAAAUCAAUUGGCUUAAUUUUUUGACUAAUUUCCCUAACGUUAUAGUUUAUCGAGCUAAGC
Naegleria gruberi is the source of this 1193-nucleotide messenger RNA. RefSeq lists its product as uncharacterized. The transcript has a single exon. The record is from RefSeq and is a predicted model, not a curated record. Lineage: Eukaryota; Heterolobosea; Eutetramitea; Acrasida; Naegleriidae. Bases 1 to 1149 code for a protein of 382 amino acids.